AUGGAAUCCCCACUUGCAAAGUUAGAUUUUGAGAAAAUCUGCAGAAUAUGUAUGAACGAGGGCACCAUGAUGUCAAUUUUCAAAGUCAAUGUAUCAAAGAAAAUGAUGGCCUGUGCGGCAGUUCAAGUAUGGCCAAAUGAUGGCUUACCUGCACAGAUUUGUAACAGAUGUUCAGCCAAGCUCCAUAUUGCUUUUCAGUUCAAAAAACAAUGUGAAAAGUCUGAUGGAAAGCUACGUCAAAUGAAAUUUAAUAGACCACUUGAUGUCCCACAAGAACAAGUACAGUUGCAAGAAGAAAUCCAAUCAAACCAAGUAGAACCACAGCAAGUCAUCACACAAGAACUGUCUCAAACAGUACCUCAAAAUAACUGUAUUUACAUUGGAUGUAACCCUGGGGCUGAGCCAAUUCAGGGCACAUUCAUUUCUACAACUCAGACUCAACCUCAAUCCUUGGGACAAAUGGGUUAUCAACCUGAGAAUAAUGUGCAAUUAAGUGCUUAUAGUUUGAAUGAUGUUGGUCAACCACAGGUGUAUACUAGCAUCAGUGGGACAUUUGAUAUACCUUUACAGCCUGUUACAGGGAUUUUGCAUAAUCAAAUGGCACAUCAAAUUCAAUUGCAAACCCAACAUGUUACCUCUCUACAACCCCCACCAUUACAACCUAGACCAAUAGUGCAAACAGAGGACAAUGAUGACAAAAGCCCCACUGAAGGCUCUGAGAAACAGUGCCCCACCUGUAAGAAAGUAUUUGGAAAUGCUAACAAACUUUCCAGGCACAGGAAGACCCAUUCACCUGAUAUGCCUUACAAGUGCAAGGUUUGUGCCAAGGCUUUCUCUCACAGUGGUAAUUUUAAAAUUCAUAUGAGAAUGCAUACUGGGGAGAGACCUUUUAGGUGCAUGGUGUGUGGAAAAGGUUGCAGACAAGCACAAGACUUAGAGAAGCAUAUUCGAACUCAUACAGGUGAAAGACCUCACAAAUGCGCGACUUGUCCAAAAGCCUUUUCUACCCGAUCAAAUCUUAUCGCCCAUAUCAGAACUCAUACGGGCGAGAGACCAUAUGUAUGUUGUGUCUGUCAAAAAGGCUUCUGUCAGUCCAACGAACUCACGAAGCACAUGCGGACACACACGGGAGAAAAGUCGCACAUAUGUGAUAUUUGUAACAAAGGUUUCAACGGAUCCAGCACCCUGAUUGUCCACCGGCGGUCGCACACCGGCGAACGGCCCUACGCCUGCGCGGUCUGCGAACGUGGCUUCGCGCAAUCCAGCUGCCUGACGGUGCACAUGCGUCGGCAUGGCGACCACCAGAAGCACCUCUGCCAGCUGUGCUGCAAGCGUUUUCCCACCAGCGAGAAGCUGAGCGAACACGCUAGGAUCGCGCAUGCCGACGAGGAACCGGCUGAGAAGGCGGAGAAGACUUAG
Messenger RNA from Phaedon cochleariae (mustard beetle), 1419 nucleotides. The record is from the annotation of a GenBank genome assembly. Lineage: Eukaryota; Metazoa; Arthropoda; Insecta; Coleoptera; Chrysomelidae.